Molecule: messenger RNA, 375 nt
Organism: Clunio marinus
Lineage: Eukaryota; Metazoa; Arthropoda; Insecta; Diptera; Chironomidae
Source: the annotation of a GenBank genome assembly
AUGAAAACGAUUUUGAAUGUGAAAUUUAAUUCAAACCUGAUGAUGAUCAGAAAAAGCAGCAACGUCGACAUGUGUGCUUUCUGCUUUGCCGUGUCUCGACUGUCUUUAAGAUUUCAUAACUACUCAGAAAAAAUACUGAUCAUUGAUCAAGUCAGAAUUAAGUACACAUUUAGAAGAUUUUAUUUCGACUUUGCUUUGUUGAUCAAUUUGAUGACUUUGUACAGAGUGUACCAAAUGAUUGACUGGUCAAAAGUUUCUCAAAAUGUCUGUUCAGUGAUAAAUAUCUGUUCAGUGUUCUACCCUCGCUUUUUCGAUUUAGAUAUUAAGCAUCAAAUCCAACCUUUCCAACAACAUUUCACUGCAUCAACAACAUGA